Messenger RNA from Symbiodinium natans, 1974 nucleotides. Lineage: Eukaryota; Dinophyceae; Suessiales; Symbiodiniaceae. The record is from the annotation of a GenBank genome assembly.
AUGCAUCAAGAUCUGAUCAAGCUGGCCAUGGACGAGCAAGCUCUUCUGUUCAAGUUGUCCACAGAGGUUCAGCGGGUGAAGGAGCAAUCAGAGACUGUUCAGAUUGGAAUGGAUGUCGGCACUGAGAGUGUGAACACCUACCGGAUGGCAGCGGAGGAUGCUCUAUCCGAUACGGCUGCUGAGAUUCCCGUUGUUGCUGUUAUUCAUGAGACAGGGGAGCGAAGGCUGCUACGCUUCGGCAGCCGCCAGAGUAAAAGCUCUGAGGCGCUCACCGAUUCAAUUGAUGCAAAGCGAUCCAACACCUCCGCCUCCGUCGCUUCUUCACAUGAGGUCGUGACCAAGAAAUCACGACAUGGCUUGGACCCUGCAGGGCAGAAAGUUCACAAGUCUCUUUCCGAUUCUAGUCGGCCCUGCUAUUCAAUCAACGGCAUUCGAGAUCGAGAGAAUCCAUAUCUACAGACCAGCGUGCUCAACAUCCUGAGAUCAAAUUUCUCAUCAACGGCAGAGGAACACCGAUGUUGGUGCGCUGGCCAGCUGGCCAGGUGCCUGCUGUGGUUUACAGCGUUUUUGGAGAACUGCUGUUCCUUAGAGGAGCCAGAACGUCACGGACGUCUGGCGCGCUUUGUGAAUAGCACCAUGUUCUCGGUGUCGACUGCCAGUGUGAUCUUGCUGAAUGCGGGCUUCAUCUUGUAUACGACUGAGCAAGAGAUGCGGAACCUCGACCAGCCGCUCAAUACAGAUACCAAUGUCUAUUUGAUUGAGCUGGUGCUAGCAUCCUUCUACGUGGUUGAGCUCCUGCUCAAAAUGAUGGUCCACAAGUUCUAUUUUUUCUGGAAUGCUGAGAUGGCUUGGAACUGGUUCGACUUCUUCCUCGUAGUUUUCUCUGUGAUCGAGAACCUUCUGGUCUACGAUCUGCUACCGGCAAUGACCUCGGCCGCAAAUGCUGCGACCUCGACAGACGGAAGUUCGUCUAGUGUGAACUUGGGUUUUUUGCGCUUAAUUCGCCUCUGCAAGAUUGUGAAAAUAUUGCGUGUCUUUCGGACACUGAAGUUCUUCAGUGAGCUACGCCUCAUGCUGGACUGUGUGCUGGGUUCCCUCAUCAAUGCCAUGUGGUGCGUGAUUAUGCUUGUCUUUGUGAUGUACGUGUUUGGGCUGCUGCUGCAACAGGGAAUUGUCCAGUUCUUGAUGGAAGAAGGGAAGACAGUGAACCAAGACGACUACAAUUUCAUCGUUGAAUACUUCGGCAGUGUUUUUCAGACGGUCGUCACUCUCUUCCAGUCGUCCACUUCCGGAGUGGAUUGGAAUGAGCCGUACAAGGCUUUGAGGUUGACGGGGGAUGUCAUGCCAGUAGCAUUCUUGGUCUAUGUUGCGUUUGUCUUCAUCUCAGUGUGGAACAUUGUGACGAGCACCUUCGUGGAAAAAGCCCUGAAGUUGGCACAGCCUGAUGUGGAUAUGCUUAUCCUGGAGCAGCAGCUGCAAGAUUUCGAGGAUUGCAAAAUGCUCGGAAGGCUCUUCAAGAGCAUGCGCCCUCCGGAUGCUGAUGGCAACGAGCGCAUUGGAAUGGAAGAGUUCCGUCAAUUAGUGGAGACGUACGAGUUCCGAUCCUAUCUCCAAACCCGGGGCAUCGACAUCAAAAAUGCUGAGACCUUCUUCAAGAUGCUCGUGGAGUUGCAGGGCGAGCCAAUGAUUGAUGCCACCACUUUUGCCAACGCAUGUGUGCGCAUGAAAGGGGCUGCUACAAGCAUCGACUUGCAGACCGUGAUGUUCACCACACAUCUGAUGAACCAAGAGCAGCGGCGGUUCUUCCAGUCCAUGUACAAUCGCCUGAUGACAAUUGAACACAUCCUCCACGAAGAACAUAGUGUAGACGGAGAAAAUUCAAUUCCAGGUCCUUUUUUGACGCAAAGCAUAGAUGAACGUGCUGACACACUAGACACCGAAGGUGCAGUCAGGACAGGUUCACUGCGUCUGUAA